This is a messenger RNA of Penicillium macrosclerotiorum, 777 nucleotides long. RefSeq lists its product as uncharacterized. The transcript has a single exon. NCBI's taxonomy places the organism in Eukaryota, Fungi, Ascomycota, Eurotiomycetes, Eurotiales, Aspergillaceae. The record is from RefSeq and is a predicted model, not a curated record. The coding region runs from base 1 to 777 and encodes 258 amino acids.
AUGCCAACACCCGAUGUGAACGGUCGAACGGCCACGCCAGAUGGGAAAAGACCAGGACUUCGGCCCUCAGCUUCCUUCCACCAGAAUCAGAAGAAGAUGAUGAAGAAGCAGGGUGUGAGCUCUGUUGAUUUAACUAAUUGCAGCGAUACCUGCAGUCCCACCUCUGGCAGUGCAUCUUCUGAGUCUACCUCGAGCUCUGGUUCUGAUUCCGACCCAGACGCUCAGAAAGACCUUGCGUGCCAGAAUGUGAGCGUUGUGAUUCCCUCACCUAAGAAGCGGAGUGCCCCCAGCCCCAGCUCUGGGGCUCUUGUUUCACCCAAGCGCAUUGCUUAUUAUAGCUCUGCCAGCGCAUCUGACUCUUCUUCUUCCGGUGAGAGCAGCCUCGUGGUCAAGCCAGCCUCAGAUCUGUUUGGAGGUGUACGUACCAUUGAGCCAAUUCCCGACACUGCCACCAUCAUGAACUUUCCUCUGCCAAAAAUCGAUCACCAGGGCCUGCGCCCUUCAAUCUACCUCGACAACGAGAAGCUGUACAAGUCCUACACCAAGACUGAGGAGAUCUUCAAUGACCUCAAAGCCAUGGAAACCGCUUACGAAGACACUAUCAAAGUUCGAGAGCUGGUUGACUGGGACUGCCGCCGUCUGGGGCUUCGCCUGAGAGCUUUGCGCCGUCGCGCGUCUUUGCAAGCACGACGUGGGGAGAUUGUUCACCGCAAUCGAUGGAGUGGCAACGAUAAUGACCUGCUGGAAAUGACCAAGAGUCCUAUGGAGGGCAAGUGA